GUUCUAAUGAAAACAAUUUGUAUUAGUUGUAUUGGAUUUGCAAAUAGCUAGGCGCGACCUCUAGCUACAUUUAUAGUUGAAAUUGGCUGUUUGAUUGUGGAAUUAGAUCUAAAUAUUAUAGAGAAAAUCAAAUUAUAGUCGACAUUUUAACUAUUUAAUUAAUGAUGAUCACUCCUUUCGUGAGCUCUUUGGACAUUGGCUUCUGGUACCAGUUAGCCGACAGGAAACUGAACGAGUGGAAGCUAGAAACUUCGCCUAAGCCCAUCCAGGGAUAUUUCAACAGUUCUCUUAAACCAGGUCUACCAUGUCUGUUCAAUAUUGGAGACCAGGCAUUUAAUGAGAAAGUGCAACUGCCCGCAUUCUCGCACAUAUCUCGAGGCCAACUACUCCUCGCCAACACCAAGGAAGACUUCAGCAAGUUCGACAAGAAGGCCAUUUUGAGCUCAUCUAUAGACGCAGUCAUUGACAGUAUUCAGCGUGGAACUUGUUUCGAAGACUCUUCAUUAUUACUCCCAUUCACUCUUCUCUGUUUUGCUGAUCUGAAAAAGCACACUUUUGUAUACUGGGUCUGUUUUCCCUCAAUACACCUGUCAAAUGAGCUGUGCUCCCAGAUUGAGUUGGAUCCUAUAUCCGCUGAUAAUGUUUGCUUACUGGAGUCAGCAAAUGGUGUGAACUUAACUGAAACCUUAUUUGCCGUUGAUAGUGUGAACAAGAGUAGGAUCAGUUGGGAAGAGGCGCGUGAGAGGGAAAGUGUGACUGCAGUUACAUUCGUCUGCUCCGACCCCUCAACAGACUCUAACUCCAUAGGAUGGUUUUGCAGAAAUGUCAUCAACGCACUUUUGUUUCAUUUUGCCAAAAAGGCCGACAAAAUUAAUCUUGUAUGUCUGCGCAUCCAAGCUGAAAAUGCCGACAUUUCAGUGAGAAGCUCUGUGCAACUUAACAUUCCCACGCAGCCUGGAAGUGUCGAUUUCUCGGUCAGAGAUCUCCUUUCGAGUAGUGGGUGGGAAAAAAACAAGGAAAAAUUGUUACCCAAAAUGGCUGACUUGAGCAAACUCAUGGACCCAAAAAUUUUAUCUAAGAACGCUGUGGAACUAAAUCUCAAACUAAUGAAGUGGCGAAUUGUACCCGAGUUGGACUUAGAAAAAAUUGCCCAACAGAAAUGCCUCUUACUUGGUGCUGGUACUCUUGGCUGCAACGUGGCACGCCUACUCUUAGCUUGGGGUGUGACCAAACUCACUCUGGUGGACAACGGGAGAGUGUCCUAUUCGAACCCUGUGCGACAGAGUCUGUUUGUGUUUGAAGAUGCCAUGGGGGGAUCGACUUCGAAAGUGGAGGCGGCUGCCAGACAGCUCAAGCGUAUCAACCCGAGUUGUGAGGUGGAAGCUUUGGAAAUGAGCAUUCCCAUGCCAGGCCAUGCUGUGGCCCAAAUAGAGAAGCAAAAGGUGCAACAUACUUUGACUCAAUUGGAUGAAUUGGUGGCUGGACACGACUGUAUCUUCCUUCUCCUGGACAGUAGGGAAGCAAGAUGGUUGCCCACAGUACUGGGCAAGUUCCAUGGCAAACUAGUCGUCAAUGCUGCCCUAGGAUUCGAUUCGUACUUGGUGAUGAGACAUGGAGUGUCAAUGGACGAUGCGAACAGUUGUGCGAAUGGUGAUUCCACGGUUCCAUCUUCCUCUUCGUCUGCUAUAGUGAAGAGCAGUGAACUGGGUUGCUAUUUCUGCAGUGACGUGAUGGCCCCUGGAGACUCUCUGUCUGACAGGACCCUGGAUCAACAGUGCACUGUGACCAGACCAGGCACCUCCAUGAUUGCCAGCAGCCUCGCAGUUGAGAUGUUCGCCUCAUGUGUCUCGAAUCAGUUAGGUGCCAAGUGUCCUGCAAGUUUGUCUGAAUCAGAUGAAGGGGCGUGUGAUCUUCCACUAGGUCCAGUGCCCCACCAAAUAAGAGGGUGGCUGUCACAGCAGUAUAAGCAGAUCACACCAUAUGUAGAAGCCUAUUCUAAGUGUGUGGCUUGUAGUCCAUCUGUGUUGUCUGCGUACAAAGAUAGAGACCAACAAUUCUUGUUUGAAGUGUUCAAUGAACCCUCUUUCUUGGAAGAUAUCACUGGACUGGCUCAGCUCAAAAUUGACAUCGAGGAGGGUUUCGGAGAUGACAUUAUAGCUCUAAGUGACGACGAAGAACAAGACGAAUAAAAAAUUUAUGUACUAAAUUAUAUUUAACUAGAAAAUCGUGUUAUUGCCUUAUAUCGUGUCAUAUAUAUAUAUAUGAAUAGAACUCGAUAAUUCAAAAGCUACUUUAGUACAUUUUUUCCUUUGUUUUUGCAAAUUCAGACAAAUAUUUGUAA
Molecule: messenger RNA, 2341 nt
Organism: Symsagittifera roscoffensis
Lineage: Eukaryota; Metazoa; Xenacoelomorpha; Acoela; Convolutidae
Product: ubiquitin-like modifier-activating enzyme ATG7
Exons: 7
Coding region: 162-2189 (675 amino acids)
Biological process (GO): autophagy of mitochondrion; C-terminal protein lipidation; piecemeal microautophagy of the nucleus
Cellular component (GO): cytoplasm; phagophore assembly site
Molecular function (GO): Atg8 activating enzyme activity; Atg12 activating enzyme activity
Source: RefSeq, a predicted model, not a curated record